CUUGCUGAUCAAACGGGUGUGCAGGGGAAGUGACCAUUGUUCUAAUUUAUUCAGCCGCAAGACCUUUAAUUGGUUAAAUCCGAUGUCACUCAGCAGCCCCAGUCUUCUUAUUGGUUCUCAUUGCCUCCGGGGGCUUCCCUUGGUGCGCAUAUAUAUCUCGUAUAAACGGCAGCAUUUCCGUUCCGAUUCAGCUGCGGCACCGUCCUUGUAUCUACUGUCUGCACUCGUGUAGUUUCACAAAAAAAUAAAGUUUAAUCCCAAUCAUGCCUAACCCCAGAGUUUACUUCGACAUCACUAUCGGCGAUACCCCCGCCGGAAGGAUUGAAAUGGAGCUUUUUGCAGAUGUUGUCCCCAAGACUGCAGAGAACUUCCGUGUCCUGUGCACUGGGGACAAGGGGUUUGGCUACAAGGGCUCCAGCUUCCAUCGCAUCAUCCCCGGUUUCAUGUGCCAGGGCGGAGACUUCACCAACCACAAUGGAACUGGGGGCAAGUCCAUCUACGGCAAUAAGUUUGCUGACGAGAACUUCACCCUGAAGCACACAGGCAUGGGCUGUCUGUCCAUGGCCAACGCUGGCCCUAACACCAACGGGUCCCAGUUCUUUAUCUGCACUGCGAACACUGACUGGCUGAACGGCAAGCAUGUUGUGUUUGGCAAGGUGGUCGAGGGCCUCAACAUCAUCGCUAGCAUGGAGAAGAAGGGUUCCAGCAGCGGCAAGUGUUCCGCCAAGGUCGCCAUCGCUGACUGCGGAGAGCUCUGAGCGUCCCUCCCACCCCUCCUUCACCCAGCGUUGAGCCUUUCCUCCCUUGUUCCCUCCAUGCAGCUCUAAGCAUCAACCUCUCCUUACUUCCCCUUGAUCUCUCCCCUCCCCAGAAUCAAAAAUAUUCCCUAAUAUUGAGAUUAGUUUUUUUACCAUUCCUCUCCCUUAGGGAACGGUUUGUCCUGUGUCUGAACUUGUUUCAUUUGUGGCUUGCCUUUAUUUUGCAUUUUGAAUUGUCCCAUGUGGACCACUUUUGUUUAACAAAAUCAGAAUAAAGUGGCAAAAGACUCCUUAACUGAC
This is a messenger RNA of Oncorhynchus mykiss (rainbow trout), 1058 nucleotides long. RefSeq names its product peptidylprolyl isomerase Ab (cyclophilin A) (gene ppiab). Lineage: Eukaryota; Metazoa; Chordata; Actinopteri; Salmoniformes; Salmonidae. Gene Ontology annotation, molecular function: cyclosporin A binding; peptidyl-prolyl cis-trans isomerase activity. The record is from RefSeq and is a predicted model, not a curated record. Gene Ontology annotation, biological process: protein folding; response to hypoxia; protein peptidyl-prolyl isomerization. Gene Ontology annotation, cellular component: cytoplasm.